CAGUAUGCAUUUAUACUUUAUUAUUUGAGAUCUUCGAUAUAUCUGAAGUCAUAAACAGUAAAGUAAACAACAAUGGUUCUUAAAUAUAUAGAUGCCUAUUAAUUCAGCACAGAAUAUAACAAUGUAUUCAGUUUUCAGUAUAUUAUAUUAGUAUUAGGCUUUGACACAAUUUAAAAAUACACUUUAAUAAAGAUAUAUCUUUAGUCGUGCUAGUUGCUAGACAGCCUGCUAUUACUGCAUCCACCAUUUUACAUUUAUCUAAAUUCUAAAUUUCUAAAUAAAAGUGUUUAUAGAUAAUUAAAUUAUUUAUUUUUAUAUUUAAUAGAUACCUAAAAGCUAUAAAAAACAAAAUCAUACUUUUAUUUUUAUUAUUUGUCAAUGGUAUUAGUAUCAUUUACUACGUACAUAUUCGGCAAAUCAUAUUAAUUAUUUAAUUCAUGUUCGAACAUCCGUUUUAUGCACGGACCAAGAUAUAUAUUAUUAUAUAUAAUAUAUGUAUAUGUAUAUUGUAUAUCUUAGUCCGUGGUUUUAUGUCAUUAAAAAACUACCAUAGUACCAUAUUAUCAUGGCUUAUUACUUUUGAUAAAAUCCAUACGUCAUACCGUUCUAAGACAUUGUAACUUUUAUCAUUUUAUCAAUUUUUAUAGAGUCUUAGGACUUGAGUAAAUUUGAGUAUUCUAAUUGGCUGAUGCGCCGCAGCAGUUGUGCGGCAUCGGGUAUUCAGGGUUCCUUAUGGUUAUGAAAUUUAUUUUACGAAUUUAUGAUAAUGUUUAUGUUUUCUAUUUAUUUGUUGCUUACACUAAAAGUUAAAAUUAAAUUAAUAAUCUAGUAUUUAUUAUUUUACUGUUUAAAAUUACGUUUUUCCGUUCAAAUAAAUGAUUACCAAGUUUAGUUUUAAAUGUAACUAAUAAGUAAUAAAUAUUGUUUCAAUUAUCUAAAAGACACAAUAAUAUUGUAUGUAAUUUAACUAGUGAAUUGUUCGAAUUUGAAUUUGGAUCAAUAGUAAAUACAAGAAAAAUGCAAUCAGAAACACCAAAGAAAAUUUUUUCCAGUCUUCUGGUAAUAAUUCUUGAUGUUAACCCAGCUCAAGAUACUUUGCUUAGCGGAGAAAUAAAACUAUCGUCCAUACUUAGUUCCGUUGUUGCUUUUGCUAAUUCUCACUUAAUGCUUCGGACCCAUAAUAAAGUUGCUGUGCUGGCAUCUGACCCAAAUAGCUGUGAUUUCAUAUACUCCGAUCAAGAUGAACUUGAUUUCAAAAAGAAAACAGUCAGUAGUUGUAAAAUGGGUGGAAGUCAAUACGAAUUGUUCAGUCACAUAGAUCGUUCAAUCAAAUUUAAUAUAGUAAAAUUCCUCAAGGAUGCAGCUGAAGAACCACAUAUGUCUAGAGACACCGUCUUUGGAGCAUCUUGUGCCAAGGCUUUAUGCUAUAUCAAUAGAUUACAAAGUAAUCUCUUUCCGGGCGAAACAAUGAAUUCGAGAAUAUUAAUUAUAUCUGGUUGUGAUAAUGAAGGAGACAAAUACAUACGUUGUAUGAAUACAUUUUUCACAGCUCAAAAACAAAAUGUAGCUAUUGAUGUAUGUAGUCUUACCCAUGAUGUCACUCUAUUAAAACAAGCAUGUUAUAUCACAGAAGGUUCAUAUUUUCGUAUGCCUAAAUUAGAAGGAUUGUUACUAUAUUUACAAUGGAUAUUUUUAACAGAACCUUCUUCUAGGAAAAAAUUGGUUAUACCAUUAGCUCCUCAGUUAGAUUUCCGACCUUUUUGUUUUUGUCAUGGAACCCUAACUGCAAUUGGUUUUGUGUGUUCAUUAUGUUUAACUAUUUAUUGUAAAAUUAGUCCUAUUUGCACAACUUGUGAAGCAGUUUUCAAAGUACGAUCAGCUAUUGCAGUCAAACCUAAAAAGAAGAAAAUUAAAACUACAAGUGUAAAUAAUUAAGUUUAUUUUCAACUUAUUGUAAUUUAUUUUUAAUGAUAAUUUUUAGAAAUAUAAUACAAUAGUAAAAUAAUAAGAAAUGUAUAAAGUCAUUAAUGUUGCAAAAUGUACUAUUUAUUUGAAUUUGUAUUUUAUAGAUUUUGCUAAUUAUAAUAUAUAUAUUUUUUAAUACAUGA
This is a messenger RNA of Aphis gossypii (cotton aphid), 2108 nucleotides long. It is a transcript of the gene Tfb4, whose product is annotated as general transcription factor IIH subunit 3. Gene Ontology annotation, biological process: nucleotide-excision repair; regulation of DNA-templated transcription. The record is from RefSeq and is a predicted model, not a curated record. Gene Ontology annotation, cellular component: transcription factor TFIIH holo complex; transcription factor TFIIH core complex. The transcript has a single exon. Lineage: Eukaryota; Metazoa; Arthropoda; Insecta; Hemiptera; Aphididae. Bases 1018 to 1935 code for a protein of 305 amino acids.